CUUCUGAAGGAAGGAAGGAAGGAAGGAAGGAAGGAAAGGUGACCGAGCUCUCCGUCGGAGAAUCCAGCUGUCACUCAAAGAGACCCCAUCUCGCCAGCGUCAGCCUGCAUGUUGCACACGUCGGGGAGCCCACGCAAGAUAAAUAUCCGACUAAGACACCGCUGGAUGUGAGUUGGACCUCCAGCUAUCAACAGAUCGACAACUCCACCGUCCACUCCUCGCCUGCGGACAGGGGGACAAAAAACACGAGGAAUCCGAAAGACAAUACCGGAGCCAACCGGCACAUGUGAGCGAUGUUUAUUACCCGAUGCGAGAGCUAGUCACGGAGAUAUGGACCAACCAGCUCCCAAGAUGUGGUCGUAAUUAGCUGAUGCAGAAGCAUUUGGCAGCGGCGUAGCUUCAGCUCUCCCCCCCCCCCCCCCGAACCUCCCCCUGCCAAAAUGACCAGACUAUUGUUUAGCAUCGCCGUAACAGAAUGGGCCCGCAGGAAUUUUGGCACCGGUUUUACGCAGCAGACCACAUAGUUUAAACGACGUGCCUCGACGGAAGACGCAGUGGCGAGGCUGCUGUGGACAAAGAAUGCUCACGCGUGUCGUGGUGACGCUAUGAGAUAAAGACAUCUGCGAGGGACAUCUGCGAGACACCGUGCCGGUUCCAUCCCGAGAAGAGGAGCAGAUAACCAACGGCGGGAUUCAAGUUUGGACCUCAUUGAGUCCAAAACGACCUUCCCCUCACAAAAGGAUCAUCUUACAUAUUAGAACAUCUUCACAGACUCGCAUAGCGAGUCUGUGAACAGGUGAGAGAGGGACACUGUCUGCCCCACUGUCCAGCGACAUAAUGAGCUGGAGCUUCCUCACGCGGCUGCUGGAGGAGAUCCACAACCACUCCACCUUCGUGGGGAAGCUGUGGCUCACCGUGCUCAUCGUCUUCCGCAUCGUGCUCACCGCUGUUGGGGGAGAGUCGAUCUACUACGACGAGCAGAGCAAGUUUGUCUGCAACUCGGGCCAGCCGGGCUGCGAGAAUGUCUGCUACGACGGCUUCGCACCUCUGUCUCACGUUCGCUUUUGGGUCUUCCAGAUCAUCUUAGUGGCGAUGCCUUCUCUCAUGUACAUGGGCUACGCUGUCAAUAAGAUCGCACGAAUAGAUGAGGCCAAAGGGGGCGGUGGAUCUGCUGCAGUUAGAACAGGAGGAGGAGGCUAUACGCACAGGAAGCCCAGGAAAAUCUGCUUUGGAGCGCGGCAGCACCGGGGCAUUGAGGAGACCGAGGACGACCAAGAGGAUGAUCCUAUGAUCUAUGAAGUGCCAGAAAUCGAGCCCCCAAAAAGACCGCGGGAUCCAUUGCAACCCGCACCCAGACCCAAAAUCAGGCAUGAUGGGCGCAAGCGCAUCAGAGACGAGGGGCUGAUGCGGGUCUACGUUUUGCAACUGGUGACUCGUACGCUGCUUGAAGCAGGCUUCCUUGCAGGCCAGUAUUUGCUGUACGGGUUUCGUGUGACGCCCGUGUUUGUGUGCUCGAGGAAUCCUUGUCCCCACAGCGUUGACUGCUUUGUGUCGCGUCCCACGGAGAAGACCAUCUUCCUGCGCAUCAUGUAUGGUGUCACCGUCCUUUGCCUCACGCUCAACGUUUGGGAGAUGCUCCAUCUGGGUAUCGGCACCAUUUGUGACAUUCUGCGCCGCCGGCGCCACCAACCUCAGGAAGAUGAGUACCAGUUGGGAUUGCUGGGCAACAGUGGAGGUGUGGAGGGCUCAGUAGGCGCUGCAGGGCCCGAGGCAGGCUCCGAGGGAGGGGUGGGUGGAGAUGGGGCUGCAGACUAUGUCGGUUACCCCUUCUCGUGGAACACCCCGUCUGCUCCACCUGGCUACAACAUUGUGGUAAAGCCAGAGCAGAUGCCGUACACAGACCUUAGCAACGCAAAGAUGGCGUGCAAGCAGAACCGGGAAAACAUUGCCCAAGAGGAGCAGCAGCAAUUUGGUAGCAAUGAGGAUAACUUUCCCACCGGCGGGGAGGCCCGCGUAGCUUUGAACAAAGACAUGAUCCAGCAAGCUCAUGAGCAGCUGGAGGCGGCCAUCCAGGCCUACAGUCAGCAACACCGAGCCGAGGAACAGCUCGGGGACAACCGGGACGACAAGCCCCAAAGCAACAUCAUCCUGGCCCAACCUCAGCCUCAGCCUCAGCCUCAGAAAGAGCGCAAGCAUAGAUUCAAACACGGGAAAGGAGGCAGCAGUGGAGGAGGCAGCAGCAGCAACAGCAGCAGCAGUAAGUCAGGAGAGGGUAAGCCCUCCGUGUGGAUUUAACUCCAGAAACAGUGUCAUGCAUUGAAACCAUGUGUACAUUGCAGACACGAAAGCGAGGGGUUGCAAUCUUCCUUGGAUAUUUAAAAGCCGUUGUGCCUUAAAGAAUCUUGCAAGCUGGAGACGAUGUGUGUUUGUGUACCACAGAUAUUGCAGCUGACAAGUAGUGUUUUCUGGGCUUUCACUGUUUAACUUGAAACAUCACACCUACACAAACUGCAAGCUACAGUCGGUCGUUUACAUGUCUUGUUCUCCUCAAGUCCUGGAGCACGUUGUUGACCUCUGUUGUCUUCCCGUUCAUCCUCUCUUAGGGAUUUGAACUUUGGAAAAAUUACUGAAUAAUAAUGAGUUCCGUUGCUAAUCUGGUUGAUCCCAGAUUUGGCUUAACUCAUUUCCUCGCCGCUCCUCCGCAAAGACACCAUCUCCGUUAACUCAUUUGCGUCCCGAUUCUUCGGACAUCAAAAUGAAGUAUCCUCAUAAUUGGAAGGCAAAGGGAUGCCAUGACAUCUGUACGUUCUGGCAAACUAAAGCCUUGACUCCAUACUGUAGUGGCGUUCUCAGCGCCAAAACAAUGUACAUGCAAACGAAAUGAAACAGUAUUCAGCAUCAGGGCCUAAAGGGGUGACUUUAUAGUACAAUGAGAACAUCACCUUCCUAAAGGCCGUGUCCUGUCACUCAUGUUCUCUGUCUGCUUUCUCUCCGAUGUAGAGUUUCCAAUGUUAUGUUGUUGUGACUUGACAUUUGACAGUGUGUUUGUAGUUUCCUGUGUUUUUCUUGUUUUUUCAAUUAUGACUGUGUUACAACAAAUGGUUCUCAGAAACUGAGAAGUACAGCAGGUGGCUAUUUUAUCCUGUGUACAUCUGAAAUGGCUUGAGAAAAAAGUGUGUUCUUUUUAAAAAGGUGCAUAAGCAAUCCAGUUUUUAUACCUUACUCUUAAACUUAGUUAUUCAAUACCUUGCUCUGGCUCUCCACAGCUAUUGACCAGUGAUAUCUCGUCUGCCUUGUAGUUGACUGCCCCCUAGUGGUAUCUUCUUAGGCGAUGGGGACUCCUGCCUUGGGUAGUAGACGCCAUAAGAAAACGCUUCCUGGAUCCAGCAAGAACUUAACCAGCUUUAGUGUUCCUUUUUUUAUUGACUGACUUGUGUCAGUCUUUUUAGCGCAGCAACUUCAGCGUUAGAUGCUGCAAUAUCACCACGUCGUAAUGGAGAAGGUUUAAAGCCAUUGCUAUCCUGAGACCAAACACUGUUUGUGUGAUGCAAGUGUCAGUGCCAAGAUUUUAUGCCAGGCUGCCCUGGAGCCUGGUGGUUUGUGGCCAUUCUACUCCAAAUGUGGACAAAUGCCCACGUGAGACCAACCAUUUUGUAAUUAGCUUUUUUGUAUUAAAGUAAGUGUUUUGGAACAUGAUUCAAAAUGGAAUCAAUUUCUCUGUUUGAGCCAGUUUUUAUGAUGACACAAUUUUUUUAAAGAACGUUUUUUGUAAAAUAAAGAAAAAAAAAGCUUUUUUUAAUAAAUAAUGUGGUGUAUGGAUACGUAUGGUUAUUGUGUUUUAAAUUGCCUUCCAGUUGUAAAAAAUGUGAAAAAUGACAUAGUAUAUUUUUGUAACAUGUCGGUGACUUAUUUAAGUAAUGAAAAAAAGCCAGACUAUUCCCUGUGUGUUAGAGUGUCAGUAUCUAACCCAUGUGGCAAAUCUGUGACCAUGUUUUUUUUUAAGUGUUACUCCUUUUCCAACAUUGUUCUGAGAUCUGCUGAACAGCCAUGUGCAUGGACACAAACAAAAGGACAUGAAGUGCCAAAUUAUUCAAACCAUUCCAAGCUUUGCCCACAGUGGCUUUCAUGGACAAAAUUGAGAGGUGGAGCAAAUCUGAAAUCCAGGACUAAUGUUGUCUGCAAACCGUGAACUUACUGGACCGUCCUUCAUGUGAGGCUGGACUCUGUGUCGUGGCGUCUUUCACAAAAACACCGCGAAGAACACAACAGGGUGCUCGAGCAGAAAGAGUCUAUCUGAGUGGGCCUGAUCAACAAGCCCCCCAGGGGACCAGCUUCCAGUAUACAGUCAUACAUCACCACAAGUACUUCAGUCCGCUUCUCCCCAGAGCAGCGAUUGACACUGUCCCCACAGACGCCACUCUCUCCCAAUGAGCAGUUAGAGCCAGCAGGAGCCAGUGAAGGGCCACUUACUGUCAAAGGAGGGAGCACCUAGAGAGGGAGGAUGGGGAAUUUUCAAAGGAGGUACCAUAAGCUGAUAUGAGCUUGGCCUCACAUCUUGAAAAUCUAUCCUAGUUUAUGUGAUUUCUUUUCUAUUUGCUGACUGAGAAAGUAAGAGAAUAUGGUAGAAAGAAAGAGGUGUACUCAUUGAACCGAAAUUCUCUGCUCUUACAGAUAAUGUAUUAGAAUUUUUUCCUUUUUGCAUAUUGUUACUGUGCUUUGGAAGCCAUGUGUCUCCAACGUGUCACUAACAUGGUUAGAAAUCAAAACACAGUGCAAACCAAGGUUGAAAGCGCCCUGUCAGAAUUGUACUGAGCCAAUAUGUGUUUUGACCGCUGUGCAGCAAUAUGUCCAAGUUGGUAUAUUUUGGGAAUGUUUAUUCUUCGUGAAAGUUGCAUUGAUUCGUUUAAUGCUUUCUAAGUCAAAACAGGUUGCUUACUGACAUGUGCAUAAGUCAAACAUUUGCAUGGUAGAAAAAAAAAAUUGAAUUAUGACAUGUUUUGCUCCACAUUGUAUUGUUAUAUACAUUGGCAUACCUUUAAAGACACAUGUUGGAACUUACAGCCAUUUAAUUAUGCUUGAUACUUGGCAGCUGAAUGAAUAAGAAGUUGAAGCUCAUCACAAAGCGGAGGUCUUUUGUUAUUUAUCAGGGAUGCCACAAUGUUCACCCUCAGCAUCUGUCUGUCAAUGUAAAAAGAAUGUCUUCAGAAGAAAGACUAGUGUUUCCCUACAUGUUUUUUAAUGGUCACCCAUCUGGAUGGGAUGUGGAAAUAAAACCAGUGGUUAUACCAUUAAAAAAAUCUGAUUCAUACAUGCAUAUGUGUAUUUGUGUGUUUUCUAUGCCUUUUGAAAAAUGUAUGUAAAUGUAUUUCUUUGAAUACCAAUCUGGUAUCCCUUGGCAAAGACUUUUUCAUAUUAUUUGAUGAAGAAAUGUGCACGUGAAAAGAUCUAUUUUCCUAAAAAUAAAUAAAUGCAAUGAAUUGCUUAUUAAAUCAUGUUUUUGCAUCUUUUCUUGGGCCCCGUGGCUGAGAAGUAAAAAAACAUCAGGAAAAAAAAGACUUGUGAGAUGUAGAGCAUUGUCCUGUUCUUGUUAGUACGAUCAUGUCUUUUUAUUUUGAGCAGGCCUAUGAGGAGAAUUAUACACAGGCUGCUGUGUCACUGGCAAGAACCACACAGGAGGCAGAAGAGACGUCACUCAAGCUCAUGUUUGUCGUGUCAUGACACUUGGACAGUUUAUUCGGCGAUGAAAAGAGGAGAGGAAAGUGUGUAAUAUAGGCUUUAAAUUACAGAAGGAAUUUAACUAACAAAAUGUAAUGUGGUUGAAGAUUUACGGGCAUCGUGAAUAAAGCCUGAGAAAUCAAA
This is a messenger RNA of Gasterosteus aculeatus aculeatus (three-spined stickleback), 5859 nucleotides long. RefSeq names its product gap junction protein gamma 1 (gene gjc1). Gene Ontology annotation, molecular function: gap junction channel activity. Gene Ontology annotation, cellular component: connexin complex. The record is from RefSeq and is a predicted model, not a curated record. Lineage: Eukaryota; Metazoa; Chordata; Actinopteri; Perciformes; Gasterosteidae. Gene Ontology annotation, biological process: cell-cell signaling.